CCAAAAUGGACCCAGAAGAAGAGGAGGAGUAUGACAGUCCUCUGGAGGAUGGGAUGGAGGAGGAGGAAGAUGAGGACCAGGAUGAUGCUGACCUGAACUCACCUCUACCUGAGGACAUGCUGGAGGAACCCCUGGGUGCAGUGGGACAGUCCAGGCAAUGGAUGGAGUCUGAUGAAGGUGCCCUUGACAGGGAGUAUGAGAGUGAUCCUGAGAUCUACAGUGAGGAGGAGGAGUCACUCACAGGAGAAGAGAGAGAAGGCGGUCCCCCCAUCACGGAGAAACAGAAGCAGACCCGAUCGGAGCACAUCCGGAUGAUGGCUCUGAGGAAACAUCUGGACCAGCUGAGUGAGAAGGUGUUGGAGAAGGAGUACCAGGUGCAGAAAUGCAGGGAGGCGCUGAAGACGUGUCGUGAGAAGCUGGAUGUUCUUGAGAAGGAGCGGGACCAGGUGUACCUCAGGAUUAAGGAGGAGGAGGAGAAGGAAAACCAUGCCAGUCUCCACCGCCUGAGGGCGCAACAUGGCCGUCUGCUGGACGAGCUGACAGCAGAGGAGACUCUGGAGAAACAGAUCAUAGAUCAACUGGAUGAGGCAGAGUACACCCUAGCCAAAGCCCAGGUUGAGCAGGGGAAGUUCCUGCUGGCUGGGGAGGAGCUCCGACUGGAGGAAGAGCGGAUGCAGAAGGAGCGAACGGAGAACGCCACCCAGCGGGGGAGACGGGAACUGUUGGCCACUCAGCAGGCCGAGAGGAGGAGAAAAACUAGGGAGAGGUUAGAACUGCUGGCCACUCAGCAGGCCGAGAGGAGGAGGAAAUCUAGAGAAAGAGAGCACAUGGCUGCUGUCCGUGAGCGGGAGAGGAAACAUCGUCAGGCCAUGGCGGCCGCACGGAGGAGCAGGGAACAGGCCAACAAGUUCCUCAAGGAGACUUUAGCAAGGGUCCGUGCCCAGGACACAGAAGAGGAGGAGCGCAGCAGACAGCAGAUGGAGCACAGGAUGAGAACCCUACUGUCUCUCAAGACAAACAUCACUGCUAACAGGGAAAACUUACGAGCGGUGCAGGCACGGGACCGAGCCAUGGCAGCAGCAGCAGCUGUGCAGGAGGAGGGGGAGAGACAGGACGUGCUGGGGGAGGGGGGCAACCCGGAGGAGGUGCUGCUCAGGAGGAAGAGACAGAAACAGUUUGAGAGGGAGAAAGAAACAUUUGAAGCCCAGCAGAGAGAGAAACAGCAGGAGAUCGUGGCGCGGAUCAUCCGUGAGGAGAAACAGAUGAAGCACAGGAAGGCCCAGCAGCCCCAGCUCUGGCCUGAUGCCAGGAGGGACAGGGCAAAGAGAGUGCAGGGGAGGAAGAGAAAGUCUCGCAUCAUCCAGCACUACACCAGCGGGUCAUCGUCUGUGGAGUACAGUGCUGAUGUGGAGGAGGUCGCUCCUACGAAAGGUCCGCAGGACAAGCUGGCCACGGUUUCCUCGGAUGAUGACUUCUCCCCGUACGGCCUGACGAGCCGAGAUGAGCGCGGGGACAGCGAGAGCGACAGCCGGGAGGGGGAGGAUGACGAGAACCUGGCACAGCCAGAGUUCGCUGGGCUCUGGGACCAGGAGCACAAGGCUUACAAGGUGCCAGAAGACCACGAGGUCCCCCCCAAACCGAUAGGAGGCACCAAGAUGGAGCAGCAGGUCCUACAACAGACUCUGGAGAAGCACCGCUCCGGAAUCAUCCGCAAACAGGUCGCCGCAGGGCGCGAGUUCAAGGGUCAACCUUUCUACAGCAAGCCUGAUGUCAUUCACUUCAAGGACUUUGACGUCGGGAAGACGUACAAGAAAAAGGUGCAGCUGACCAACGUGUCGUACAGCGUGAACUUCUGCCGCCUGGUCGGGCUGUCUGAGCACCUCAAGGACUUCAUACACCUGGUAUUUGACCCCCCAGGUCAAAUGUCAGCCGGCAUGUCAUGUGACAUGAUGGUGACCUUCAAGCCCAUGAUAAAUGAGGAUCUGGAGGGUGCAGUGGAGUUCCUGGCACAGACAGGUCCUUUUUUCAUCCCUCUGAGAUGCACCACCAAGAAAUGUGAUUUAUCUGUAGACAUUGAGACUGUCGACUUUGGUACCCAAGUAAUCGGGGAGACGCUGAAGAAAACCAUCACACUCACCAACAAGGGGGCGCUGGGGACCAAGUUUGAGUUCAUCAAGGUUUCAGAUGCCAAACCAAGAACUGUAACCACUGCUGAAACUUCUCUUGGUAGAUUGACGUCGGACAUGUCGGACCGAGCGGUCAGUUCCCUGAGUGACCAGGAGAAGGUCCACACGGCCGAGUCCGGCCACAAACCGGACAUCCAUGUCACACCGCCGGACGAGAAGGCACUGGAAGGGGAUGGAGAGGGGGAUGCUGGAAAGGAUGGAGAGAAGGAGGAUGGAGGAAGAUGGGACGUCACCAGAGAAGGGGAGACCACGGUAGACUUUGGGCUGGGCUCUGACUUCCUGGACGUGUCUGCCUUGGAUGGGAUGAAGAUAGGACAGGUUGCUAUGGGAGACAUCGGUCCCUUCUCCGCUGUGAAACUUGAGAUCAUCUUCGCCCCCACGGUACCCGGGAAGGUCGACACAGACUUCGAGAUCAGCUUCUCAGACCCCUGCUCCGACAGCAUCUUUGUGCGUGGAGUUGCCAAUGCCAUUGAUGUACCCGUGUGGGUGGAGAGGCAAAACGUGGACCUAAAGAUCUGCAUGUUUGACAGACUCUACCAGGACUCUAUCGUGGUCAACAACAGAGCCACAACAGCCCUAAGACUGAGGUUUGAGGUCCCUAAGGAACUCCGAGAUCACAUGGAGCUGCUCCCGAAGACUGGAUACAUCCAGGCACAGUCUCAGUUUUCUGCACAGCUCAAGUUCUUACCCAGACAAACGUUAUCUGAAGACGCGCCCAAGUCGUUUGACAAGGAGACAGGUGUUCUGGAGGCCCCCAUGGUCAUCAGGGUGGCCGACCAGACAAGACCCGUCCCCUUCACCAUCCAAGCCAUCGUGACCAGCUCAGAUUUCGAGUUUGACCGGAAGGACAUCGACUUUGGGUUCUGCAGCAUCUACGAGUCGGUGAAGACGACCAUCAAACUCACCAACAAGUCCAUCCUGGCUCAGCCCUAUGGCUUUGUCAGUCUUCCAGAGACCGUAGACGUCCAGCCCAACGAUGGGUUUGGCACCCUGUUGCCGUUGGAAACCAUAGAACUUGACCUCAUCUUUAAUGCAAAGAAGGCGAAGGAGUACACGUUUGAGCUGACCUGUAAGUCGGGGAUCAACCGAGACUUUAAGCUGUCCUGCAAAGCUGUGGGAGUCCAUCCUCCACUGGAGCUGUCUCAGUCGGUCAUACACUUUGCAGCGACUGCCUUGAUUGACUCCAGCACAGCUGCCCUCCACGUUGUAAACUCUCACACCAGCCGUAACGAGUUCACGCACCCCGUGCCGCGGGUUGGAAAGGGCGAGAUCGCGCCGGUCGGGCCGACGUCAUUCGAGUUCGUGGUGCCAGAGGGCGCUCCUGUCAACGUGUCGCCCGCAGUGGGGACUGUGCUGCCGGGGAAGAAAACUCCCAUCACGGUGACGUUCUCCCCUGCCCUGUUGGACGCCGAUAUCCGUGAGGAAGUUGUUCGGAUCCGCUCGCGGCUCCGGGAGGCACAACUGAAACGGGAGGAGGAGGAGGCUGCCCUCGCUGCCAGGAAAUCCGAACUCGAGACUAGGAACAGCGACAAAAAAGGCAAGAAGGCUGACAAGAAGGGAAAGAGCCCGUCAGACUCCCCUGCUAAGGGGGGGAAGUCGAAAGGUCCGACCCCGGCAGCUGAGAAGAAGGACCCUGAAGUGGAGAUCCCCUCGCCUGAUGCUGUAGAUCCUAGUUCUGAUGAGUAUGCAGCCGCACGUGCAGCGCUGAUGAGAAACUACAGGGGGCGCUUCAACAGCUACACGGUGCCCUGCUUCGUGGCUUCAGGCGAGUGUGGGGACCCUGGAAAACUGCCUUAUAAUAAGUACAACACGCUGUAUCUGGAGAUCCACUGUCCGUCCGUCCGCCCUUCGCUCAUUGUGAUCUCCAACCACGGACGCACAACCACAGACUUCGGGGAGGUUUCCAUCGGUCAAAGUGUAGUGAAGUCCAUCACCAUUCAGAACAUCUCCGACAAGACCCAGGAUCUGAAGUCAUCAAUCCUGGACACAGCCGGACCUUUCCUACUGCUGAACUCCCUCCGAGCGCUGCAACCUGAGGCCACGCACACGCUUAUCGUGUCAUUCACUCCUCAUGAGGGCAGGAAUUUCUAUGAGACGUUGGAAGUGCACACCCCCACAUCCACCCUUGGCAUCACCCUCCAGGGCAGGGGGAUGACCCCCCUGGUCAGCCUGUCGGUGGAGGGGGUACUGGACAUGGGACAUGCUCUGGCUGGGGAGGCUGUCACCGAAACAUUCAAGAUCACCAACACCUCAACCCUGGCAGUCGACUACACAGUCCAACUGGACAGCCAGUCCUACCAGAAACCUGCGGCGGCACAGGGACUCCCCGAGUUCUUACAAAGAGGGGAGGGGGGCAGAAGGAACCUUGUUGGUAAGUCUUGUUACAGUAAGGAGGCACAGGGUCUCCCCGAGUUCUUACAGAGAGGGGAGGGGGGCAGGAGGAAUCUUGUUGGCACCAGUAACAACAGUGGGCUGAGUGUGUUCAGCUGUACUCCAUCAGUGGGGAACAUCCCUGCAGGGUGUCGCCGUUGUACCUUUUUAAACACCACCCUUGUUCCACCUGUUCCAGGCACCAGUAACAACAGUGGGCUGAGUGUGUUCAGCUGUACUCCGUCAGUCGGGAACAUCCCUGCAGGGGGUAACCAGGAGGUGACCGUGACCUUUAACCCCGACCACCACAGUCUGCACUACUCGGACGGAGCCAGGAUCGUUCUGUUCGGACAGGAUGAAGCUGCAGUGCUGCAGCUGAAGGGGCGUGGCUGGGACCAUACCAUGUACGUGGAGGGGGGUGACCCGCUGGAUGUGAGUGUGGAGUCUCUGGAGGCACAGCAGGCUGUGGAAGAAGAGGACGAGUCCCCAGAAAAGCUGCUGCCAAUGUUGUUGACCUUCAGAUAUGUGCAGACGGACGACAAACCAACUCCUGCCUCCCGGGAGCUGGUGAUCGGCUGCAUCAGGUCUCUGUCUGGAGCUGCCAAGAAGAGUGGGGAAUACAGUGUAGACAACCUCCAACUUGCUGCACCGAAAGGCUUCAACGUGGACCAGCCCAAAGCCACCAUGGAGGCGGGCAGCAGCAAGAAAGUGGUGUUCACAUGGACACCCCCUGCCGGCCACGAUCCGAGUGAGCCGGUGGAGGCAGCUGUACAGCUGGUGCUGAAGGGAGACGCUACCGAGCGGUACAAAGUGCUCCUCAGAGGCCUGGUGGUUUCAGGCUAGCUCCGAUGAAAAGAGACGAUUACUAUACUUAAAUUCUGAAAUUCUUUCAAUGUUUUUAACUUGCAGUGCCCUUUGGUGACCUCAUCGCACUGCUUUGUCUUUCAUCAUGUUGCUAUAGCAUAUUUGAUUACAUCAUAGACAUGUGCAGGCCUGUAAGGUGGGGGUCAACGACCUUGAGGUUGUUGAUCCCUCUGGCCAUUAGAAAAUGACCCUAAAAGUCGUUUCACCUGUGAAUUUUCAUUUUUACUGCACCACAAAAUUCGAUGCUGCGAACUUAAAGGAUCAAAGUUACAGAAGAGUAAAAGAAAUGCCAAAAGUUACAAUGCUGCUAGAGUAAAUCCUUCCGUUUCCUCUUUAGAAAUGUUGGUGUGAAGAUUGAUGAUGAUAAAAUGUUAUGUACAGGUUUUGUUUCUUUGUUGGAUUUGUUCUUGAUUCUGUUUGUUUUUGUGUCGUACCAGUGAAACAAACAAACACUAGAAUAAAGUAACAUGUGGCAGUA
Messenger RNA from Branchiostoma floridae (Florida lancelet), 5898 nucleotides. RefSeq names its product cilia- and flagella-associated protein 74-like. Lineage: Eukaryota; Metazoa; Chordata; Leptocardii; Amphioxiformes; Branchiostomatidae. The record is from RefSeq and is a predicted model, not a curated record. The transcript is spliced from 44 exons. The coding region runs from base 6 to 5399 and encodes 1797 amino acids.